AUGGAUUUUUCAGAAAUAUUAAAAGAUAUUCAACAAACUACUUCAGAAGAAAUUAAUUUUUCACCACCACCCUAUUUGGAAGAAGAAGAUUUCCAAAUUAAAUUUUCUGCAACGUUAAAAAGUAUAACAAAGUCAAUCUGUUUAAAAAACACACAAUUGGCAAUGAUUAACUCUUUUUAUUUGGAACAACUUCUAGACCAACUAUCAACUUCUAGUGAACAAUUAAGAUACAAGCAUAAAAUGUCAUUACAUUAUGCAACAAUUAUAAAAAAGACUUUUAAUAUUUUUGAGUUUUUUUCAGAACAAAUCUUAAGAAUGAAGAAACUAGAUAUCCAGACUAUUAGAAAAAUUACCAGAUCUCAGAUAAGAAGACUUAGAAAUAAUUUAUUGAUUUUUGCAGAAGCUGCAAAUUAA
Messenger RNA from Rhizophagus irregularis DAOM 181602=DAOM 197198, 414 nucleotides. The record is from RefSeq and is a predicted model, not a curated record. Lineage: Eukaryota; Fungi; Glomeromycota; Glomeromycetes; Glomerales; Glomeraceae.